Messenger RNA from Bipolaris maydis ATCC 48331, 1342 nucleotides. Its product is annotated as peptidase C13 family-domain-containing protein. The record is from RefSeq and is a predicted model, not a curated record. Lineage: Eukaryota; Fungi; Ascomycota; Dothideomycetes; Pleosporales; Pleosporaceae. Gene Ontology annotation, molecular function: GPI-anchor transamidase activity. Gene Ontology annotation, cellular component: GPI-anchor transamidase complex. Gene Ontology annotation, biological process: attachment of GPI anchor to protein; proteolysis.
GCCCCCAGGGUCUGGAGCGCGUCGCGGCCCGCACAACUCUAACCCCAGCUCGACUUUCCUUUCGUCUCAAUACACUCCAUAUUGACGAUGAAGUUGUCCACGAUACUUCUACCAUUGCUGGCGGCGCCCUUUGCCGCCAGCGAACACACAUCCAACUGGGCGGUCCUAGUAUCGACCUCACGCUUCUGGUUCAACUACCGCCAUUUGGCCAAUGUCCUGUCUCUCUACCGCACAGUAAAGCGACUUGGAAUCCCCGACUCGCAAAUCAUUCUCAUGCUCCCCGAUGACAUGGCGUGCAACCCGCGCAACGCCUUCCCCGGAACCGUGUAUAACAACGCCGACCGCGCGCUCGACCUCUACGGCGACAACAUCGAGGUGGACUACAGAGGCUAUGAAGUCACAGUCGAGAACUUCAUUCGCCUCAUGACGGACCGUGUGGGCGAAGAUAUGCCUCGUAGUAAGCGACUAAUGACGGACGAGCGAAGCAACAUCCUUGUAUACAUGACCGGCCAUGGGGGCAAUGAAUUCCUGAAAUUCCAAGACGCAGAAGAAAUCAGUGCCUUUGAUCUCGCCGACGCCUUUGGCCAGAUGUGGGAGAAGAAACGCUACCAUGAAAUCCUCUUCAUGAUCGAUACCUGCCAAGCAAACACCAUGUACUCGAAAUUCUACUCCCCCAAUAUCCUGGCCACAGGCUCCUCAGAAAUCGACCAGUCCUCCUACUCGCACCACGCCGACAACGACGUCGGCGUCGCAGUCAUCGACCGCUACACCUACUACAACCUCGAGUUCCUCGAAACAAAAGUCAAAGACCCCACCAGCAAACUCACAAUGGGCGAGCUCUUCGACAGCUACGAUGAGGAGAAAAUUCACAGUCGCCCGGGCAUUCGCUACGAUCUUUUUGCGGGCGGCGAGCAGGAAGCCAGGAACAGGAAGGUUAUGGAUUUCUUUGGCAAUGUCCAGAAUGUGGAGGUUGAGGGCAGGAACGAGACGGGUUGGGUAAGCGAGGCGGGAAGUGGUCGUGCGACCAAGCUGGCUAAGGCGCAUGAGCAGAGUGUGGUGGAGAAUGCGAGUUCGCAGCAGCAACCCGUGGUGGAGAGCGUGCGGAGAGAAGGCGCGUGGAAAGUGGAUAAGGAGCAAGGGUGGAAUAAGCAGGCGUAUGGUGCGGCGGCUUUGGUUGGCUGUGCGGGUAUGUGGCUUGCUGGAAGCUGGUUGGAGUCUUUAUAGAAGAGUACCUGCUGUAUUUAAAGCAGUCGUUCUCUUGUCAUGCCUACCCAAUGAAGAAAAAAAAGGCCGAGGCAAAUGCCAGCAGCGUGUAGAUAGAUAGUCUCAGUUUUUAGUCCUG